CUGCCUUUACGUUUAUCGUCUUCUACAUACUUGGUCUUGUCUCUUCCCUCAUGACCCUCGCUCGAAUGGCUACCAGAACCAAGGCCAAGCGGCCCGCUGCCGCCCCUGCCACCACAGGCGCUACAAACUCGGGACGAAAGACGUUCGACUAUUUCGGCCAAGCAAAAAAGCACAGGCCCGACGAUGCCUCAGCUGUCGAUGUGCCCACACACAAAGUGCGGUGGCGGGACCUGCGCGGGACAUGGAUCGGAACAUACAUGGCGCCCACCCCCUCCUCAAAAUUCGCUGCCUUCGACCUGGACAGCACGCUCAUUGAGGUCAACGGUACCCACCGCUUCCCAAAGAACGCCAGCGACUGGCGUUUUCACCACCCCAAGGUGCCAGAGCUGCUGCGCAAUGUCCACAAGCAGGGCUACAAGAUUGUGAUUAUAUCGAACCAGAACGGCCUCAAGCCCAACAAGGGCUCGACAGCGCUGACUAAGAAGGCUGUCGAGUUUCGUGACAAGAUCUCGCAGAUCGCCAAGCAGCUCGACGUGCCAUUCACCAUCCUGGCUGCCACCGCCAAGGACUAUCUGAGGAAACCGAGCCCUGGCAUGUGGAUCGCAGCCGAGCUCGACAAUGCCGGUGUUGCUGUAGACCGGUCGCUGAGCUGCUACGUCGGCGAUGCUGCUGGUCGGCCGGGAAAGGGCAAGGCUAAGCCGGACUUUAGCGACUCUGACUUGGCCUUUGCUCUGAACCUCAACGUACCCUUCUAUGUGCCUGAGGAGGUGUUUACCAAGGACAUCCUGUCCAAGGACGCGCCGUUCCCGCUGCCCACGCCGCAGGACUGGGCCAUUGGCCGCUUCCAUCCCAAGGGUAUGGAUUCAGCAGGCGACGCGCACAAGGAGCUGGUAUCCAAACUCGCCACCAGAGCCGCCAAGGCCGACAAGGACAACCGCCUUCUUGUAUUGCUGGUCGGACCGCCAGCCAGCGGCAAGUCCACGUUUGCGGCAAAGCACCUGGUACCCCUUGGUUUCGAACACAUCAGCAUGGACACGCUCAAGACUCCGCGCAAAUGUCUGGCCACUGCAUCAUCCGCCCUGUUCAAGGGCACACCUGUUGUAAUUGACAACACCAACCCCGAUCCUGCCGCCCGCAAGGCAUAUAUCGACGCUGGGAAGAAAGUGGGUGCUGACUGCAUAUGCAUCCUGUUCGACUACAAAGGCCGCGAGCUGGCUCUUCACAACAACAGCUAUCGUGCUAACCUGCCGCAGUCGAGAUUUCUGCAUGCGACUGAACCCGGCCAAAGCCUGGGGGAUCUCCCAGCCAGGCUAGACAAGGUACCCGAUGUCGCCUACAACAUGUUUUUCAAGCGGCUGGCUCUGCCAGAUGCAAAGGAAGGCCUGUCUGAAAUCAUUCACUAUCCGUUCAUUCCCAAGUUCGACUCUGCCAAAGACCACGAGCUCUGGCACCAGUUCUAUUAGCACCAGCAGGCCAUAGCACCCGUGCAAUUAACAUUAUUAUGCCUCGUACUGAGUGAGAAGUGAUGUGCCUUUAGAUGUCUGAGAUAUAUGGCCAGAAACAGGCAUUACUCGUAAUGAAAAACGGAACUGAGUAGGACCGAGCGCUCCAGCGCCACGAAUAUAUACCUCACCAGCCGCAGCCACCACAUACACCUGUGAUCACACCUUUGGUGGCUAUCAGCCGUAGUGAUAUAUUAGCACAGCUGUCUAUGCCCAUGUGCCGGGACAAGCUUGGCUUUAGUGCAGCAGGUAAGAGGCUCUUCGUUUGCUGGUGGGCCUGGCCGCUCCGAGUCGACUGACAUGCCAGGACAGGAGGUUGCCCCUGAUCACGCUGUUGUGCCUGGUAAUUGAUCAAGGGUCAGGGACGCCAACACGCUGAUCUGAGCGUUCGAACCUCGUCGCUCAGCUCCUUCUCUUCUACGAC
Molecule: messenger RNA, 1926 nt
Organism: Linderina pennispora
Lineage: Eukaryota; Fungi; Kickxellomycota; Kickxellomycetes; Kickxellales; Kickxellaceae
Product: PNK3P-domain-containing protein
Exons: 1
Coding region: 51-1463 (470 amino acids)
Biological process (GO): DNA repair
Molecular function (GO): ATP-dependent polydeoxyribonucleotide 5'-hydroxyl-kinase activity; polynucleotide 3'-phosphatase activity; double-stranded DNA binding
Source: RefSeq, a predicted model, not a curated record